Molecule: messenger RNA, 3194 nt
Organism: Trichechus manatus latirostris (Florida manatee)
Lineage: Eukaryota; Metazoa; Chordata; Mammalia; Sirenia; Trichechidae
Gene: MAP7D3
Product: MAP7 domain containing 3
Exons: 20
Coding region: 652-3045 (797 amino acids)
Biological process (GO): microtubule cytoskeleton organization
Cellular component (GO): microtubule cytoskeleton
Source: RefSeq, a predicted model, not a curated record
AGUAUCUGAUACAGCACACUACAUGCAUGGUUUUCCUUUUCUUUUGCCCACACAGGACAGAGUAUGUUUAUUUUUAACAAAAACAGUAAGGCUAUAUUCAGCAAAUAAGAAAUGGAAAGAGAAGGUCACCAUCCAGUGAGAGGAUAGCUAAAUUCUCUCUCAAUGCCAAUAGUCUAGUAACAUUCUCUGAUCCUAAUACUGAGGUGAUAUGUUUCUCUCUCAGGAGAGGAUGUGAGAGAGACAGCCAUCACUCACCCACCUACAACAAAGACCUGAGAUAGAAGAGUCGGGAUUGCCCUGAGACGGUCUCUCAGUACCACACCAAAUCUAUAGUUCUUCCAAGACCUGCAGGAGACGGUCACAGUCGAUAACGUCAAUGCAGAUGAGCCGUUCUCCACCUUCAGCUUCUACGAGAGUACAGCUUUCCGAAACUGGAGAUGCCUGAGCCCCAGCCCCAGAGACUGGGGGUGGGGAGGAGCUACAGCUCACGCGAUAGGUGAAGAAAAGCAGAAGGAAAACUGUUUUGAAUCCAAUGUAAGAUCAACAUUUCCAUCAGUGACAGACCCAUCUGUGCUUACAAACGAUCUGAAACAAAAGCUAGCCAAAGAACGCAGAGAGGGGAAAAAGAAAAUACAAGAUGUUAACAAAGAAAUGCAACUUCAUGAAAAAGAAAGAAAGGCCAGGACACUGUAUGAGAAACAGAUGGAGGAAAAACAACGCAAGCUGAAGGAACAAAAGGAAAAAGAUGAACAGCGGAGAGCAUCCGUACGAAUCAAAAGAAGACAAAAGUUAGAAGAAGAAAGGGAAAGAUACAAAGCUGCAGUUUUACUUACCUUGCAACGGAGCAACCGUGCUCAGUACCGUCAAAAAGCAUGGUUAUGGGAAGGCUGUUCCACAUUAAAAUCGGAGAGCAGAUUUGCCACUAAACAUUCAAUCUCUGAUGAAGAGCUCGAACAAGGAAAUGUUGACUCCAACAGAUGUAUGUUUACAACAUCUACAGGUGUUCAAAAUCCUCUUACUAAGAAAAAAACAGAAAAGAAGAGGACCUUAUCUUUUACUACGAAAGAUGUCAAACUGCAUUCAUGUCCUGAACCAGAACCACCACCAAAGGAAGAAAAACUAUGUGUUCGAUACUUGUACGGCAGCUCUCAGGAGAAUGCCUUAGUCAGUCAUCUACUAGUCCCAACAGAAGCGUCAUUAGCUAGAAGCGAAACGGCUACGUCUUUAUCCAUCCCUGGAAAAGAUUUUUCAGGUGUCGACCUACUGCAGCAUAUAAGGAUGGCCUUACGUAGCCAGAGUAAUAAUGAAUUGAAGACAACUGUCAUGGCUCCCGAAUUGAAAGUAGCAAUGCCUCUCCAGGCAAAAAUAGAAAUCUCUCCCAAGGAGAAAGUAGAAAUGCCCCCUAAGGCUGAUGUGGAAGCGCCCCCCAAGGACGCCGUGGAAGGGUCCCCUGAGAUUAUAGAAGCCUCCCCCAUGGCCAACAUGGAAACACUCCCUGAGGUCAGUGUAGAAGCAUCCCCUGAGGCCGGCGUGGAAGCCUCCCGCAAGACCAUCGUGGAAACACUCCCCAAGGCCGGCUUGAAAGCACCCCCCAAGGCCUGCGUGGAAGCGCCCCCCCGGGCUGGUGUGGAAACGGCCUCCGGGGACGGCAUGAAAAUGCCCACCAAGGUUUGCGUGGUAACGUCCUCGGAAGCUAGUGGAGAAGGGUCUCCCAAGGCAAAAAAAUCAGACAUUAACAAACAGGCCUCAAAUCCUGUUACCAAGAAGUGCCCAUCAUCGGACAUACCACGUUACAGAUGGCCAUCGUCUGCAAGCGGGCUGCGUCUGCCCUCUACUGUCAGCAGGCAAAUCCAAAAGAAUCACCCUCCGUUGCCUUCACCUGUCGUAUCAAAACAGUCCACCACAUCUUCUGUUUCUUAUAAAGUAAUACCUAUUCAGCGUACCCCGUAUGCACCGAAUGCAUUAAUAAGUACUACCAAAAAGAAAAAAGACGCCAUUUCUAAAACUGUUAACAGAUCUGAGGCUCGGAGCCACAAAAAUAUGGCCAAUGAAGAGCCCAGUGUUAAAAGCACACCCGGGGCUAUGAAUGCCGAGGAAGCAACAAAAAUUUUGGCAGAAAAACGACGUCUUGCUCGAGAACAGAAAGAAAAAGAAGAUGAAGAAGAAAGAGCAAGGAAACAAAUGGAAGAAAGUGUCAUUCGAAAAAUGAAAGCGCUGACAAAGAAAGCAAUUAAAGGACUAGGAGGAGAUUUCUUAACGUUGGAAGAUGACCAGGGAGAUGGGCAAAACCAAAAGGACGUUAAAACAAAGAAGGGAUGUCACGAUCAAGAGGAUCAAGGAGUACAAUUACAGAAAGGGGAUCCCAAAAUAAAAACUCAGGAGGAAGCUGAUAAACAGAAGAAGGAAGGUGAAAGACUUAGGUUGCAAAAUUUGCAGGAAAGAUUGGAGAGAAAGAAGAGAAUAGAGGAAAUUAUGAAAAGAAUGAGAAAGAGCAACAUAAAUUCUUCCAAAGCCUUAGAAACAUCUGGUAACAUCGUGGUGGAGGAGGGUGAGGCAGAUGAUGAAGAGGAGAUGGAUGAAUCACCAGUGGUUUUCAGCGACAUUGGUACAUCUCAUAAACUCAAAAAGAAAAUGAAACCCGUCAAGAAAAUGCCUCUUACAUUAACUUACUUGGCCUCAGGUGGGGAACAUAUAAACAAAGAAACCAAAUCACUUAACAGUGAUGUGAAAAUUUCUAAGAAAAAUGCGAAAGACCCAUUGACUCAGGCGAAAGGGUCGAGGCUAUCUGUGAAGAAAAUGGCUGGCCACCCUACUAAAACCACAAACUCACGUGGGGUGGAGCACUCAGUGAGCGUUUCCAAGAGCCUCACUGGCAGACCACACGGCUUGAUGUGCGGCGACAAAAUCAUCGAUCUAGUCGGCCAGGUGGAGCCACCCCUCUUGAGUUCAGAUGCUGCCCCUCUUGAUAACCAAAAGGGAAAUGUAAAAGAUACCGUGAAAUUUCACCAAAAUCCUGAGAUGUGUUUUGAAGACGAAAAGGAAUAACCUGUCUCAUCGCACCCUGGAAUAUCUGUGUUGCCCGGGAGAUUAUGUCAUCUUGUUUCCAGUUGGCCAUCUCAACUCCCAGGCGUUAUCUGUCUUCUUUUACCUCAUAGCACUGCAUCUGACAUGAAUCUGGUGAAGAAAACAUCUGU